AUGUCUCGCGAGCGGGACGUGUCUCUUAGCGAACAAGUCUUAUCGGAUACCACUACAUACGAGCACCUUGAUGAAGUGGUGAAAAGAAUUCUUGGCCCAAAGCUUGAGAAGAGCACAGUGGAUCAACUUGUGCCGAAGUAUACAAGCGUACCGACUUAUUAUCAACUUGUAAAGACUCAUAAGAGGCGGAGGCGACGACGACGGCGGAACGGGGAUUCGAGCAGCGAGGACGACGGGAGUGACGGCGGCGGACUUCGGCGAUGGAAGACUGUAUUCACUGACUGGCCUUCCCCUCAAGACCUCGGGUCGGAAGAGGCCCGCGCGACUCCACUGGCAUCACGCGACAUCUGCCAUAUUCUGCUGUUCUGUCUCGUGUUCUCCAGGAUAAAUAAUAGUCGCGACAUAGUAGCCGCUUCCGUACCAGAAUUCGGAUGCGAGGGUUUCGUUGGCCACGUCUCAUCGUUGGCUUGGUACAUCGCUCUGAGUUCGGCCGUUAUCGUCACGUCGGUAUUUCCGCGGCCCGGUCUCACAACCACACUGCUGAUUGCUAGCGUUGCAGAACUUGGAAUUAUGGACCCCGGUGACGCUAACGCUCGCACAGUCGCUCGACUUUCGUCGGCGGAAUCUCCUUCUUCCGGGAACACCGUAACCGCAGCUGGCCCCACCAGGGAGGGUAACCCUCCGAUUGCCAUCAGUCAGCAGAUAAUGGCAAGCGGGAGUCACAUCAGCAGUUCUCCCUCCGACGCCUACAUCCCGACAGCAGCCAUCUUGUCGGUACCGUCCGAGGGCACUGGUGUUCUCUUUCCAGGAGGCUCACGGAAUCUGCGGGCUUGUGCCCAGCUCUCAGACACUUCUCGGACUGGCGCACUCACUCCGGACUUGUUACAUUCGCGUACAACGCCACUUUCUGUGGCGCCGGAUAGCGGUUGCAACGUGCCUCGACUCUUCUCUAGCGGUCCCGCCACCUCUCCUUCACAAGCCACCGCAGCUGCCAUCUCGACGGAGGCUUCUGAGGGUAAGCUGCUUUUUGACUUCGAAGUCGCGCCGGAUUGGUUCGCACCAUCCGCCGUUGCAGGGGACUCAGUCAGGCCUCGGGCUUCUGCCCAGUUAUCAGACACUAAACGGGCCUCGGUCUCAUCGGCAAACAUGGCGGGCUCCAGCGGCCUUUCGAACAGGAUCAGGAUCUACGGCGAUCGGUGA
Molecule: messenger RNA, 1200 nt
Organism: Ostertagia ostertagi
Lineage: Eukaryota; Metazoa; Nematoda; Chromadorea; Rhabditida; Trichostrongylidae
Source: the annotation of a GenBank genome assembly